AUGGAGCACGGUGUCGGCUGCGCGGCGACAGCCGGGACGGAGGGGGCUACGCGGGCCCCUCCGCUUCCUGGGAAGAUGGCCGAACCGGGCGCGGUGAGGACCUCACCGCCCAACCACCGGCCUUCAGGCAUGGAAGGAUUUUUAAAAUCCGAUGAGAGACAACGACUAGCUAAAGAAAGACGAGAAGAAAGAGAAAAAUGUCUUGCUGCCCGGGAGCAGCAAAUCCUGGAGAAACAGAAGAGAGCCAAGCUCCAGUAUGAAAAGCAAAUUGAGGAGCGGUGGAAGAAGCUGGAAGAGCAGCGGCAGCGAGAGGAGCAGAAGAGGGCGGCUGUGGAGGAGAAGAGGAAGCAGAAGCUCCGGGAGGAGGAGGAGCGGCUGGAGGCGAUGAUGCGCAGGUCUCUGGAGCGCUCGCAGCAGCUGGAGCUGAAGAAGAAGUGCUCGUCGGGAGGAGCAUCACUGGCUGCCGGACCCGGAGGACGUGAUGGUGAAUCAGGAAAUACCCCACCCCCUCCUCUAGGUUUAGCAGCCAGCACCCUCCCUCUGGACCCAGGGACCACUGCCGCCGCUGCUGAGUCAACCAACGCAUGUGACAAACUUUCAACAUCAACCAUGAAUUUACCAAAGCAGACGGAGCCUCCCAUGAGUAAGCGCCUGUCUUCAUCCACUGCGGCAAUAUCCUAUUCCCCAGACCGAGCUCCUGCUGGCUCCCUUAAAUCUUCCUACAAGUCUUCUCCCACUCGAAAUGUCGAGAGGAAGAAGAUCGCAUCUACAUCUGGUGGAGGAGAUGCUGGGAAAGGCGCCCCUGCCGGAGUGGAGGCCUCUCCAACAGAGAAGAUGAAGAGGGGGCCAAGAACAACUGCUUCUGUUCCCAGCGUGGGCCUCAUGUCUCCUCUGAGAAGCAUUUCUAAGAGGUCGUCUUCUCCUGUGACAUCCAAGGCAACUUCAAAAGCAUAUCCGCAGUCUCCAAAGAACACAAAGCCGCCAUACCCAGGAUCUCCAGUGAAGUACCGCCUCCCCAGCUUUUCUGGCCAGGAGACACCCAAGAAGAAAGCAGACAAAGAGAAGAGCAACAAGGAGAAGGAAGGCACCCUGACUCAGCAGGCAGCCAGCUCACCCAAGGAGGAGGCCCCAGAGAAGCACGUGGCAGACAGGCAGGCCACCGAGAAGCAUGAGAAGCACGAGGCCACGGCAGGGAAGGCCAAGGGUGGCAGAGCCUCAGGGAAGCCCACAGCGGGCACCACUGAUGCAGGAGAGGCCACAAAGAUCCUGUCUGAAAAGAGACGACAGGCCCGGCUGCAGAAGGAACAGGAGGAGCAGGAACGUCUGGAGAAGGAAAAACAAGACAAACUGGAGAGAGAGGAAUUGAAAAGAAAGGCAGAGGAAGAAAGACUUCGCCUAGAGGAAGCCCGUAAACAGGAAGAGGAAAAGAAGCAGCAAGAGGAGGAAGAGAAAAGGAAGGCGGCAGAGGAGGCAAAGCAGAAGGCUAAGGAGGCACUGCUGUUGAAAGAAGAGCAAGAAAAGGAAAAACAAGAAAAAGAAAAGCAGGAAAAAGCCAUGAUUGUAAAGCAGAAGGAAGCAGCAGAAGCAAAGGCCCAGGAGGCAGCUAAACAAAUGCGUCUGAAAAGAGAACAGAUCAUGCUACAGAUGGAGCAGGAGCGACUGGAGAGGAAGAAGAGAAUAGAUGAAAUUAUGAAGAGAACAAGAAAGAGUGAUGUGUCUUUGGAAGUGAAGAAAGAAGACCCAAAAGUGGAGCUUCAGUCUGCUCUGUGUGUGGAAAAUAAGACAGAACCCAUGGCUCCUAACAAAAUAGAAAUCAGUGUAUUGAACACCUGCCAGGAAGUAAAUGUUGUGGAACAUGCUGCCCCAGAAACUUUCCCUCAAGAUGUUUUCACUGAUGAACUUAAACCAGUUGAGGGACUUGUUCAUCUGGACACCCUUGAUGGGAAAUCAAACAGUCUAGAUGAUUCAACUGAAGAAGUUCAGUCUAUGGAUAUGAGUCCUGUUUCAAAAGAAGAGCUUAUCUCUAUCCCAGAAUUUUCACCAGUGAGUGAAAUGAUUCCUGGGGUAUCUCUGGACCAAAAUGGAACUGGUAAUGCCCGAGCACUUCAAGAUCUCUUAGAUUUCACUGGCCCCCCCAUUUUCCCCAAGAGAUCCAGUGAAAAUCUCAGCUUGGAUGACUGUAACAAAAACCUGAUCGAAGGAUUUAACAGUCCUGGCCAAGAAAAUACUCUGAACACCUUCUGUUGA
Budorcas taxicolor (takin) is the source of this 2247-nucleotide messenger RNA. RefSeq names its product MAP7 domain containing 2 (gene MAP7D2). Bases 1 to 2247 code for a protein of 748 amino acids. Gene Ontology annotation, cellular component: microtubule cytoskeleton. Lineage: Eukaryota; Metazoa; Chordata; Mammalia; Artiodactyla; Bovidae. Gene Ontology annotation, biological process: microtubule cytoskeleton organization. The record is from RefSeq and is a predicted model, not a curated record. The transcript is spliced from 16 exons.